GGGCUGCGCGCACUACACAGCAUAGUAAAUGUAUCGGGCCCUGUUAGAGAUCCAAUACAUUCGAGAUGUUCGAGCAGUCCAAAGGUCAUGGACUGUGUGUUUCGCAGAUUUUGAAGGAGAACAAGGAGAAACGGGAAGCGGAAUUCAAUGAGAGAUUCAAGAACAGACCCCAAAAAUCUCUUGAUGAUGAGGAGGUGGAGUUUUUGGAUGCCGUCGAGAGGCAUCGCCGAGAGACAGAAAGGCAGGCCGCGGAGGAGGAGAAGGCCGCGCUUAUCAAUUUUCAGGUGGCUGUAGCUGAGAGGACUCUGCGGAAAGUGUCGGAUCCCCCGAAACCUCAUCCUGAAGUAUUGCCUGAGCGGCAGGAGCAGCAGCGGCAACAGGAUUUCAGGGCCAUCAACCCGAAGCGGCCAGCGAUCAUUUCCCAAGAGCAGAUUCUUGCUGGGUUGAUACGAGUUAGACCAGCUAACGCUCAGAAGAAACCGAAAAUUGAACCUGAAAAGGAUGGAGGGCUGGCUUCCGGGCAGCGCGCCUCAUCCACUGCGGCAUUGACAAAACAAGUGGACGGGCAUGGCAGUGAGAGGGAGACAACUUGGUCGAGUGCUUCUGGAAGUCCAUCGAACAAACGUGCCGUUGCAGAUCCUGAGAAGCAGGACAGAGAAGGCUGCAGUACUGUCCUCAGUACAGUUGGGGGACUCGUAGCAUAUGCAGAAUCUGAUGAUGAAGAUGACACAUAGUGCAUGGACUGUCUGACCAGCCCAGGUGGUGAAGGGAGUCGUUUGUGUUGGUGUGUGUGUGUGUGUGUGUGUGUGUGACUGUCUGAUCAGCCCAGGUGGUGAAAAGAGUCGUGUGUGUGUGUGUGUGNGAGAGAGAGAGAGAGAGAGAGAGAGAGAGAGAGAGAGAGAGAGAGAGAGAGAGAGAGGAUUGUGUACUCUUUCCAAGCAUUCCGCUUGCUUUGAUUGGUAGUGGGCUUCUUGUUCUCUCUCUUUGGAGUGGAUGGUAUGACAUUUUGCUAGAAGUUUCUAAGAGUCUAUUAGUGUGCCUACGUUAUCAGCUGAUACUGAAGGUUGAUUUCAUGGAUAUGGUGGUGGUAAUCGGGAUAUGCAAAGGGAAGAGGACCUUUGAUGAUGGCUGAUGAGUCUAGCCAGUGACGGAGAAGCAAGAGGGAGAGGAAGAGGAAGAGGAAAAGGAAGAGGAAGAGGAAGAGGAAGAGGAAGAGAAUAAUGCAGUGAGAUUCUGUGUGACCGAUAUGUCUUCAAGGUGCUGCAGAGCUCUGCACAAG
This is a messenger RNA of Chara braunii, 1279 nucleotides long. The record is from the annotation of a GenBank genome assembly. Lineage: Eukaryota; Viridiplantae; Streptophyta; Charophyceae; Charales; Characeae.